AUGUUGGAUGUUGAGGAGACGAAAGGGCGUCGCUUCCCCUUCAUGUCCCUCAUUGCUGCAAACAUCAAGGAGACGAAGGGGCGACCUUUCCCCUUCGUCUUCCUCAGAGAUCUAUUUGAUUGUGUUGAUAUGUACAAACAACCAGCAUUUGACCACCCGUUGUUGAAAAAUCAUACUCUCCAGUUAAAACCAAGUAGUCUUCCAAAAGGAAUAAAGCUUGCAAAAGUUAAACCAGCUUCUUUUUACGGAUUCAAUGAUACUUGUCCUUUUGGUACUAUUCUCAUCCAUCGUGCUCAUAAACAAGAUUUAAUUGAGUCUCUGCACUUGAGAAACCAAUUUAGAGCACAAGUCAUAGCUGACAACCCAAUUGCAAAAGGAAGUCACUACGCAAUAAUUCAAACCGAACAUGGUCCAUUUUAUGGAGCUUAUGCAAAAAUGGCAACUUAUAAGCUUCCAGAUUUACAAGCUGGUCAAACAUCAUCUAGCACUAUAUAUCUUUUUGGCGAUACGAAUGUUCCAAACAAUGAACUCAAUGUAAUCCAGGCUGGUUGGCAUGUAUCAACAGUAUUGUACAAUAUCAGUUAUCCUCGAUUUUUUACUUAUUGGACAAGUGACGGAUAUGAGAAAAUUGGAUGUGGGAAUUUGCUUUGUGCUGGUUUUAUUAGCACCACUAAUAUUUAUGGAUCUGGAAGUUUUAUUCCUGAAUUUUCCACUUAUGACGGCGAACAAAAAUAUCUAGCUAUACUGAUAGCUAGGGAUUCUAUCACAGGAAGUUGGUGGGUUACUUAUGAUGAUCGGCUACCUCUUGGGUAUUUCCCUAAGGAAUUACUUCCGAAGAUGGAUGAUUAUUCAGAUGCUAUUCAAAUGGGUGGACAUGUUUACUCUCCCUUGAAUGUGCCAAGUCCUCCGAUGGGCAGUGGUCAUCCGACUAACGAAGGACGUAAUAAAGCUGCUUAUUUCAUUCAAGUUCAGUCAGUGGAUCAAUCAAAUAAUUUGGAUUUGAAUGUUUAUUAUGUUAGGUCUAAGUUUGAUAUUGAUAAUUAUUAUAAUAUAGCGGAUGAUCAUUAUGCAAAUGAUAAAGAUAAAUAUGUUUUUGCUUAUGGAGGAACUGGAGGUUUUACGGAGUGA
Molecule: messenger RNA, 1128 nt
Organism: Zingiber officinale
Lineage: Eukaryota; Viridiplantae; Streptophyta; Magnoliopsida; Zingiberales; Zingiberaceae
Exons: 7
Coding region: 1-1128 (375 amino acids)
Source: RefSeq, a predicted model, not a curated record